AUGGAAGUGUUGUCAACUCCCCUGCUGACCUAUGCGGCACAGAGAGGAGUACAGUCGCGGCUGUUGCUGGUGCCUCGCUGCGGCCACGGGAGCUUCCUCAAACUCAUUCGCUCCGAGCCAUCCAGCUUCAUUGGCUUCCUACGCGAGACGCUGCGUGUCAUUGAGGAGGUGGAAGGUCAUGAGAACUACAACUUGCGGAUCACAGCCGGGUCUUUGCCUCUUCGGGGACUGGAGCCUCCAGCAGAGCUAGUGGAAGAUCUGGCGCGCGCAGGCUUCUCAGUGUCGAUCUUCGCCGAUGCAGCCCGCAAACGUGAGCCUGCAGAUGCAGACACUUUGUUGGACCUGGAUGCUGCCAUUGACUACCAAGAUGCGUCUGGAAGGCAUGUGAGGCUCCCGAUUACUUCCGGAGAUAUCACUCUGAAGCGCGGCGAGCACACGCGAUGUGCAUUGGAUGCACAGGGUAGACCCGUGCUAGUGGUGGUCCUGGAACGCUUUGUGCGCUUUCAACGGGACUGCAGCGAUGCAGAGCUCUUGGAGCUUUGGACUUUGGCCUUGAAUGUCAUUGAGGAAAGCAGCGGGCCACAGGAGGGAGAUCCCUUCGUGGACAUGCGAUUGAACGCUGGGACCUUCCAGAACAUUCGCCAUUUGCAUUUGAAGGUCUGGCUGAACAGAAAACUCUUCGAAUCCACCUGGGCUGCUCACCCGGCCUACAAAGUCCUGGCACAGCACCGAGAUGAGCGCCGUGCCCGUCGUGCUGCCAGACCACGCGAUGAAGCAGAUGUGCAGACGGGCGAAGAGCGGGUAAAAAUGAGGGCGGCAAAGUCCACCAGGCAAUAUCUCCCGAGAAAUGAUAGCUACUCACAGUGA
Molecule: messenger RNA, 867 nt
Organism: Durusdinium trenchii
Lineage: Eukaryota; Dinophyceae; Suessiales; Symbiodiniaceae
Source: the annotation of a GenBank genome assembly